AUGGCCCCGGAGCCCUACCUGGCCCCGGAUGCGCCUGAGCUGAAGCUGCUGGCGGCCGACAGCGCGUACACGCCCAUCAAGGUGUCCGAAAAGACCCUGGUGGCUGUCCCCCAGUCGUACCUGGGCCUCAGCCUCGACCUCAACGAUAUUGAGGGCGUCGCGCACCCCGACUUCAUCGGGUUCAUCAGGCACCUCACGCAAUACGACACCGGCACCAUGCUGAUGCGCAUCGGCGCGUACAGCGCGGACCGCCUGGUCAAGCCGUGGCCGUCGUCUGUCUUCAAGGCGCUUACGACGCUCAACAAGGCGACAGGGGUGCAGUACAUCAUAGGUGUCAACCAGCACGCCGAGGACGCGGCUGUGACGCAAGAGCAGGUGCAGCGCACCGCCAAGCUGCUGCCGGCCGGGUCAGUUGUCAGCUUCGCGGUCGGCAACGAGCCUGACAUGUACUCUCUGGCCCCGAAGAAGGGCCUGCCCGGCUCACUCAUGCUCAAACCAAGGGAGUGGCUCAACACAGACUGGGUCAAUGUCGCGCGCACCCUGUUCAAGGCGGCCGCGGCGGGAGCCCCCCGGCCGCGCAUGCUGGCAGGCCCCGACUGGAGCGACCCCAACAUCAGCAAGGACAAGCUGCAGUGGUGGCUGAACUCAGUCCACGCGUACCUGAACAUGGUGACGGUGCACCUCUACGGUGGUGACGUCAUCAACGACAAGCACAUCAAGACGAUCCUGGCCGACAAGCGCAUGCUCCAGAAGCUGAAGAACAUCAGGACACUGGUCCAGGUGGCCAAGAGCAACGACCCACCCCUGCCCGUCCGCAUCAGCGAGGCCGCCACCAUCAGCUACGGCGGCGUGCAGGGCAUAUCAGACACGGCAGGGGCGGCGCUGUGGGCGCUGGACGCGAGUAUGGAGGUGGCCUUCCAGGGCGGGGCCGGCAUACACUUCCACCAGGUGCUCAACCGGGAGAACAACGCAAACUACAACGCGAUCUACUACAGCGCCGUCACCAACCGCGUGCGGGCCCGCCAGCCGCUGUGGGGCUACGUGAUGCUGCAGCAGGCGCUGGCAGGGGGCGCUGACAUCAUCGGGCGCGCCAUCACCGGGGAGUGCAAGGUGUGGCUGCUCAAGGGCCGCAAGAGCGGGGAGCUGCGGGCGCUGAUCAUCAACAAGGCGGACGGCAAGCAGUGCGCGGCCAACGUCCAGCUCGACGCGGCGCAGGCGGCCAAGUACGCGACCAAGGGCAUGUCCCACUACCUGUGGGCCAAGGCCGGCCUGUCUGACAGCUGGCGGAUCUACUACAGCAACACCUUCUUUGACCAGUGGGGCAGCGACCGCAAGGCGCCGGAGGUCUUGGUGCCCAUCCAGCGCUACGAGACGAAGGACAAGGCCGGCAAAACCACUGGCGCCGGCUUUGCGGUGCACCUAAUGGACGGCACCCUCGCCGCCCUGCUGUCGGUCCCGCUGGCGGCAAAGGCGCCGCCGGCCAAGGGCCUGCGGUGA
Monoraphidium neglectum is the source of this 1497-nucleotide messenger RNA. RefSeq lists its product as hypothetical. The record is from RefSeq and is a predicted model, not a curated record. The coding region runs from base 1 to 1497 and encodes 498 amino acids. The transcript has 14 exons. Lineage: Eukaryota; Viridiplantae; Chlorophyta; Chlorophyceae; Sphaeropleales; Selenastraceae.